Xyrauchen texanus (razorback sucker) is the source of this 14065-nucleotide messenger RNA. It is a transcript of the gene dnah5, whose product is annotated as dynein, axonemal, heavy chain 5. Gene Ontology annotation, cellular component: dynein complex. The coding region runs from base 1 to 13908 and encodes 4635 amino acids. The record is from RefSeq and is a predicted model, not a curated record. Gene Ontology annotation, molecular function: minus-end-directed microtubule motor activity; dynein intermediate chain binding; ATP hydrolysis activity. The transcript is spliced from 79 exons. Gene Ontology annotation, biological process: microtubule-based movement. Lineage: Eukaryota; Metazoa; Chordata; Actinopteri; Cypriniformes; Catostomidae.
AUGGCUUUUAAUGUCCGGUCAAUGAAGUCAAACAUCAGAUCUAGAGGGAGUCACCAGCCAUCUGCCCCUGUGGAGAACAUCAAAGAGAUACAGCACAAGGUGAAGGAAGAGCGUGAGUCCAAGAGAGCGCAGCUAGACAGCAGGCAUGACUAUGUCCUCAGCAUUGUAUCCUCUUGUGUGGGUCUGGAGAAAGCUGAGGUGGAGGAUGCCAUACUGGAGGGCACACAGAUUGAGCGGAUGGAGAAGUUCUUUGCAGCCGAUGGCUUUCCUCACCUUAUUUUGUAUUGCCAAGACACAGAGCCUGUGGAAGCAGCUGCUUCCUCCACAAUGAGUCGCAGUAAAAAAGCCAAAGUGUUUGUGACGGAGGGCACAGAUGUGGCCUUGACUGGCAUUUGUGUGUUUUUUACACGGGCAAACACCUCCAAGCCUAUCACAUCAGAGAACAUCCACAGGGAUGUGAACUUUAACAUGUUGGACACUACUGGUGGUGGUCUGCUGAAGAGUGUGGAGCAGCUGCUAUCCGAGAUCUUCAUUCCCACUCUGAGAAAGAUGAACCACGGCUGGGGGGAGCUGGCCAGCCCGCAGGCCCAUACUGUCAAACAAGACUUCAUUAACUCUCUAGACAGUUUUGUCUCUGUGUUAGCUGGAGCACAGGAGAGCCUGCAGGAGAAGGUGAACCUUAAAGAGUGUGAUGCAUUCGACUUGAAGACACUGAAAGGUCCUUCAGAUUUCACAGCUGUUGCCAACAGCACAGAAGCUCUGGAAAAGAUCGAAGCCUGCAUGAAAACCUGGAUCAAACAGAUCGAACAGGUUCUUGCGGAGAGCGAUCAGCUGAGGAAAGAAGCAGAUGACCUUGGUCCCCGUGCAGAGCUUGACCAUUGGAAGAAACGCAUGUCCCGUUUUAACUACCUGCUAGACCAGUUGAAGAGCCCUGAAGUGAAAGCCGUGCUGGGGGUUCUCAUAGUUGCAAAAUCCAAACUUAUUAAGGUUUGGCGAGAACUAGACAUCAGAAUCACUGAUGUGGCAAAUGAGGCCAAAGACAAUGUGAAGUACCUGUACACCCUCGAGAAGUUCUGUGACCCGCUGUACAACAGCAACCCUGUUUCUAUGGUAGAGGCCAUUCCUGGGCUCAUAAAUGCGAUCCGUAUGAUCCAUAGCAUCUCUCGUUAUUACAACACCUCAGAGAGGAUUACCUCCCUGUUUGUCAAGGUUACAAAUCAAAUGAUCACCGCCUGCAAGGCCUACAUCACAAAUAAUGGCUCGGCAACCAUCUGGGAUCAGCCGCAGGAAGUGGUAUCUGAGAAACUCAAAGCUGCCAUUCGCUUGAAUCAGGAAUACCAGAAAUUUUUCCAAAAAACCAAACAGAAGCUGGAGGAGAAUCCAUUGGAGUGUCAGUUCGACUUUAGUGAGAUGUACAUCUUUGGCAAAUUUGACACGUUUCAGCGACGGCUGAACAAAAUCCUAAACAUGUUUGACACCAUAACCACCUACAGUGCCCUGCUGGACUCCAAAAUUGAGGGCCUGGAAACCAAAGCAACCAGAUUUCAGGCCAUUGUGUUAACCAUGAAGAAAAAGCAAUACAGUUUCUUGGACCAAAGAAGGACUGACUUUGAUCAGGACUAUGAUGCAUUUUGUAAACAAACUAGUGAACUACAUAACCAACUGAAAACCUUCAUGGACAACACCUUUGACAAAAUUCAAAAUACCCAGCGAGCCUUAAAUGUUCUCAAGCAAUUUGAAAGACUCAGCAUUCCAGAUUUGGGUAUCAGCGAGAAGUACCAGAAGAUUCUGCAGAACUACGGCAAGGACAUUGAAAUGGUCUCUCGUAUUUACACCAAGCAGAAGAUGGAUCCCCCCAUUGGCCGAGACCUCCCUCCGAUUGCGGGGAAGAUCUUGUGGGCUCGGCAGCUGUACCGCCGCAUCCAGGAGCCCAUGGAUCUCUUCCAGCAGCAGCCUGGGCUGCUCAGUACCCCAGAUGCCAAACAGAUCAUUCGAAAUUACAAUCGGGUCGCAAAAGUGUUACUUGAGUUUGAGAUGCUCUAUCAUCAUAGCUGGAUGUCACAGAUAGAUGUGGUUAAACUGGGCCUGCAGGCUUCAUUACUGGUCAAGAGUCCAGAAACAGGGGUGCUGUACGUGAACUUUGACCCCCAGAUUCCAACCCAGAUCCGAGAGACAGACUGCAUGAUCAGGAUGGGACUGGAGAUUCCACCUUUAGGAUCAAUCCUGCAGCAGAGAAAGGAUGUUUUCAAAAAGAACUACAACAGACUGCAGCUGAUGCUGAUGGAGAACACCAGGGUAAGGUCUAAGAUCCAGCCAGCUUUUGAACAACUGCUAAUGCCACAUGUGGCUAAAGUAGAUGAUGCCAUCCUGCCCGGUCUGACCUCCCUCAACUGGACCUCCCUGAACAUUGAGAAAUACCUCAACCACAUCUCUGCUGUGCUUGAUGACCUUGAACUUCUGCUGCACAGAGUGAAUGACCUAGUGGAGUUCAGAAUCGAUGCUGUGCUUCAAGAAAUGAGCACAGCCACUCUCUGUGUGUUACCAGUUGAUGAGCCAUGCACCUGCGAGGAGUUUGUCCAGACCACCAAGGAGCUUUGCAUCAAGGGAGCCCAAAUGCUGCAUACUAAAAGCUCAUUAGUGGAGGAGGCAGCCAAUGAGCUGAUUAAUAUGUUACUGGAGUUUGAUCAGGAGGAAGAAAGAAACCUUGUUGAGAGCAGGACGGAGAGCAAAGUGGAACAAGUGGACAGUGAUGAGGAGGAGAAUAAAUCAGACGGCCGCCUUCUGUCACAUAGCACCACGGCCCCAAGCAUCACGUCUCCACAGAUGAGAAAGAAGAAAAAGAGGGACCUGAUGGAGGUGAUGGAGGAGGAGGCAAAGGAGCUGCUGUCUCAUUUUAACCAUAGAAAUGUAGAUGCAUUACUGCGUCUCACACGUAACACACUGGAGACUCUACGCAAGCGGAUCCACGCAUCAUCACUGAUGCACUUCCUUGGAGAGACAGACUCCCACAGCCAGCAGAAGGGAAGUGGGCCGCAGCCCAUUUUUAGGGUUAGGGUGUGUUUGGCCAUUCCAAACAUCAUCAUGGCUCCAGCGUUAGAUGAGGUUCAGCAGGCAUUAAACAGAGCCGUGGACUGUGUGGUCAGCGUCAUUAAAGGAAUAGGACAGUGGAGCAAAGAAAGGAUUUCCAAGAGGAAAAUGUGUGAGCGACACAUAGCUGCUUUAAAACAGAACAGCCAGGAGAGCGAAUUAGAAGAUGGAGAAUCAACCUAUCGCAGCUUUGCUGAAGGUAGUACCUCAGAUGUCUCAGCAUCUGUAAACCAGGCCAUUCCCAUUCAAGUCAAGAACUACUACAAGAGCAUCUCUGAGAACAAAGAGAUUGUCAAACUGGUGUCUGUGCUGAGUACAUCCAUCAACUCUACCAAGAAGGAAGUAAUGAACGCUUUGGAUCGCUUCAGCCUCUAUCACCACAUCUGGAAGAAAGACAGAGAGGAAACCAUCCAGAAGUUCAUCAAGGGGAACCCUCUGCUCUCUGAGUUUGAGUCUCAGAUACUGUACUACAGGGAACUGGAGCUAGAAAUUAAUGCAGAGCCUGAGUUUAUAUCGGUGGGAGCUCUGGCUCUAUAUACAGCUGAUAUGAAAUUGGCCCUUACUGCCGAGACAAAGAGCUGGAUGGUGGAUUUCGGUCACCAUUGCAACAGGAAGUAUCGCAUGGAGAUGGAACAGAUCUUCACUUUUGUGGAUGAGGCAAGCAAGAAGCUCAACAGGCAGAUUAAGGACCUGGAUGAUAUCCGCAUUGCCAUGGCAACACUCAAGGAGAUCAGAGAGCAUCAGAUCUCUAUAGACUUUCAAGUUGGUCCAAUUGAGGAAUCAUACAGCAUGCUGCAUAAGUAUGCAUUGUUUGUGGCCAAAGAAGAAGCUGAGAAAGUGGACACCCUCCGGUACACCUGGGAGAAACUGCUGGCCCGUGGCACAGAGGUGCAGAAUGAGCUGGUGGCCCUGCAGCCCAACUUCAGAGGAGAACUCAUAAGAAAUGUUCAGACCUUUGUGGAUGACUGUCAGCACUUUUACCAUGAUUAUGAGAGGGAUGGUCCAAUGGUGGUGGGAUUGGCUCCUCAGGAUGCCAGUGACAGGCUUAUUAUGUUUCAGAAUCACUUUGACAACCUGUUCCGCAAGUACAUCACAUACACAGGAGGGGAGGAGCUCUUUGGUUUACCUGUUACCCAGCAUCCUCAGUUGCUUGAGAUCAGGAAACAGCUGACGCUCCUCCAGAAACUCUAUGGACUCUACAACAAUGUCAUCGACACUGUCAAUGGCUACUAUGACAUCUCAUGGGCCGACAUCCACAUCGAGAGAAUCAACAACGAACUCCUUGAGUUUCAGACGAGGUGCCGUAAGCUGCCACAGGCCCUUAAAGGGUGGCAGGCAUUUUUGGAACUAAAGAAAACCAUUGAUGAGUUUAAUGAAUGCUGCCCCUUGCUGGAGCUAAUGACUAACAAAGCCAUGAUGACACGCCACUGGAAGAGAAUCACUGAGGUUACAGGUCACAUCUUUGAGGUCGAAACUGAUAACUUCAAGCUGCGCAACAUCAUGGAAGCCCCACUGCUGAAGUACAAAGAAGAAAUAGAGGACAUCUGUAUCAGUGCUGUUAAGGAGCGUGACAUCGAGCAGAAACUCAAGCAGGUGAUAGCGGAAUGGGACAACAAGACCUUUACUUUUGCCAAUUUUAAAACCAGAGGUGAGCUCCUUCUGAGAGGAGACAGUACGUCAGAGAUCAUUAGCAACAUGGAGGACAGCCUAAUGGUGCUGGGAUCCCUCAUGAGCAACAGGUACAACACUCCGUUCAAAGCUCUGAUCCAGAAAUGGGUUCAGAACCUCUCCAACACAACGGACAUUAUUGAAAACUGGAUGACUGUGCAAAACCUCUGGAUUUAUCUUGAGGCUGUAUUUGUUGGUGGAGACAUAGCCAAACAGAUGCCUAAGGAGGCAAAGCGCUUCUCCAACAUUGAUAAGUCUUGGGUAAAGAUCAUGACUCGAGCUCAUGAAAUGCCCAACGUGGUCCAGUCGUGCGUGGGAGAUGAGACUAUGGGUCAACUACUGCCUCACCUGCUAGAACAGCUCGAGAUGUGCCAGAAAUCCCUCACAGGGUAUCUGGAGAAGAAGCGCUUGUUGUUUCCACGUUUCUUCUUUGUAUCAGAUCCCGCUCUGCUGGAGAUUUUGGGCCAGGCGUCUGACUCGCACACAAUCCAGGCCCACCUGCUCAACAUCUUUGACAACAUCAAAUCUGUCCGCUUUCAUGAUAAGAUGUAUGAUAAGAUUCUGGCAAUUUCCUCACGUGAGGGUGAGACAGUAGUGCUGGACAGACCCGUGACAGCGGAGGGAAAUGUGGAGGUCUGGCUUAACGCACUACUGAAAGAAUCCCAGAGGUCUUUACACCUUAUCAUCCGUCAGGCUGCUCUUGCCAUUCAGGACUCUACUUUUGAAUUGAUCGACUUUUUGGACUCCUUUCCUGCACAGGUUGGUUUACUAGGGAUUCAGAUGAUAUGGACUAGGGAUUCUGAAGAUGCUUUGACCAGUGCCAGAUAUGACCGUAAGAUCAUGGCUAAAACCAAUCAGUUCUUCUUGGAGCUUCUCAAUCUUUUGAUUGACAUGACCACAAAGGACCUCGGAACUGUGGAACGGACCAAGUAUGAAACAUUAAUCACCAUUCACGUACACCAGAGGGACAUAUUUGAUGAUUUGUGUCGUUUGCACAUCAAAAGCCCCACAGACUUUGAAUGGCUGAAGCAAUGCCGGUUUUACUUCCACGAGGACUCGGAUAUGAUGAUGAUCAACAUUACAGAUGUGGGCUUCAUCUAUCAGAAUGAGUUUCUGGGCUGUACUGACAGACUGGUCAUCACUCCACUCACUGACAGGUGCUACAUUACUUUAGCUCAAGCUCUGGGAAUGAGCAUGGGUGGAGCUCCAGCCGGGCCAGCAGGAACAGGAAAGACAGAGACCAUUAAGGACAUGGGCCGCUGCCUGGGCAAAUAUGUGGUGGUGUUCAACUGCUCCGACCAGAUGGACUUCAGAGGCCUGGGCAGAAUAUUCAAAGGUCUUGCACAAUCUGGCUCCUGGGGCUGUUUUGAUGAGUUCAAUCGUAUAGAUCUGCCCGUGCUCUCAGUGGCAGCCCAACAAAUCGCCAUUGUGCUCACGUGUAAGAAAGAACGGCGCAAGAACUUCAUCUUCAGUGAUGGAGAUAAUGUGGAGAUGAACCCUGAAUUUGGCAUCUUCCUUACCAUGAACCCUGGAUACGCUGGGAGGCAGGAACUUCCUGAGAAUCUGAAAAUUAACUUCCGUUCAGUGGCGAUGAUGGUUCCUGACCGACAGAUCAUAAUCAGAGUCAAACUGGCAAGCUGUGGCUUCAUUGACAAUAUUGAGCUGGCCAGGAAAUUCUUCACUCUAUACAAACUCUGUGAGGAGCAGCUCUCUAAACAGGUUCACUAUGACUUUGGCCUCAGAAACAUUCUGUCUGUCCUGCGCACUCUUGGUGCCGCGAAACGGGCUAAUCCAAAUGACACAGAGUCCACUAUUGUCAUGAGGGUUCUACGAGAUAUGAACCUAUCCAAACUGAUUGAUGAGGAUGAGCCGCUGUUCUUGAGUUUGAUUGAGGAUCUUUUCCCUGGAAUUCAGCUGGAUAAAGCUGGAUACCCUGAUCUGGAAGCAGCAAUAGACAAACAGGUAACUGAGGCUGGUCUGAUCAAUCACCCGCCCUGGAGGUUAAAGAUCAUCCAGCUGUAUGAGACUCAGAGAGUUCGUCAUGGGAUGAUGGCACUAGGACCCAGUGGAGCAGGAAAAACUACCUGCAUACUUACCCUAAUGAAGGCCAUGUCUGACUGUGGCCGACCUCAUAGAGAGAUGCGUAUGAACCCUAAAGCCAUUACUGCACCCCAGAUGUUUGGACGACUCGAUGUGGCAACUAAUGACUGGACUGAUGGCAUCUUUUCCACACUUUGGAGGAAAACACUUAGAGCCAAGAAAGGGGAGCACAUAUGGAUUGUUCUUGAUGGGCCGGUAGAUGCUAUAUGGAUUGAGAAUCUUAACUCAGUCCUGGACGAUAACCGCACACUAACAUUGGCUAACGGUGACCGGAUCCCCAUGGCCCCCACCUGCAAGAUUGUGUUUGAGCCACACAACAUCGAUAAUGCCUCCCCGGCCACAGUGUCCCGUAACGGGAUGGUGUUUAUGAGCUCCUCUGUCCUUAACUGGAGCCCAAUUUUGGAGGGCUGGCUGAAGAAGCGCUCCCCUCAGGAGGGAGUGGUCCUGAGGAAUCUCUUCACCUCCUCUUUCUCAGAGCUCUAUCGCUUCAGUAUUCAGUCUUUGCAGUAUAAGAUGGACAUGCUGGAGGCCUUCAUCAUCAUGCAGUGUAUCAACAUGCUGCAAGGACUUAUUCAGCCCAAGGAGCAGGGAGGAGAGCUCUCUCAAGAGCACAUGGAGCGUCUGUAUGUCUUUGCUCUGAUGUGGAGUGUGGGAGCCCUCCUGGAACUGGAUGAUCGAAUUAAGUUGGAGAGCUGGCUCCGUCAGCAUGAAAACAUCCACUUGGACCUUCCCGACAUCCCGGCCCACAGCGAGGACACUAUGUUUGACUAUUACAUCACUAAUGAUGGUCAAUGGAUUCACUGGAAUACCAGAGUGGAAGAGUACAUCUACCCAUCUGACUCAACGCCAGAUUACAGCUCCAUACUGGUGCCCAAUGUUGAUAAUGUUCGCACUGACUUCCUUAUUCAGACCAUUGCAAAGCAGGGCAAGGCUGUGCUUUUGAUAGGAGAGCAGGGCACUGCCAAAACUGUCAUCAUCAAAGGCUAUUUGUCAAAAUAUGACCCAGAGUCCCACACUGCCAAGAGCCUCAAUUUCUCCUCCGCCACCACACCUUUAAUGUUUCAGCGCUCCGUGGAGAGUUAUGUCGAUAAGCGAAUGGGAACCACUUACGGCCCUCCAGCAGGGAAGAAAAUGUCCAUCUUUAUUGAUGACAUCAACAUGCCUGUGAUCAAUGAGUGGGGUGAUCAGGUCACCAAUGAAAUAGUUCGGCAGUUGAUGGAACAGAAUGGCUUCUAUAACUUGGAGAAACCAGGAGAGUUCACCAACAUUGUGGAUAUCCAGUUCUUGGCGGCCAUGAUCCAUCCUGGAGGGGGCCGGAAUGACAUCCCCCAAAGACUGAAGAGACAGUUCUCCAUUUUCAACUGUACUCUUCCCUCCAAUUCCUCCAUAGACAAGAUCUUUGGCGUGAUAGGUGCAGGUCAUUACUGUUCCCAUCGGGGAUUUUCAGAGGAAGUGUGCAACACAGUGGUCAGGCUGGUUCCACUGACUCGAAAACUGUGGCAAAGGACAAAGGUUAAAAUGCUGCCAACACCUGCCAACUUCCACUACAUAUUUAACCUGCGUGACCUCUCCCGCAUUUGGCAGGGAAUGCUCAGCGUCACCGCUGAGGUCAUCAACUCAUCCGAUGUUUUACAAUGGCUGUGGAAGCAUGAGUGCAAACGUGUUAUUGCUGACCGAUUUACCGUCCCAGAAGACGUGACCUGGUUUGACUCCACACUGGCCAAGCUGGUGGAAGAAGAGCUUGGGGAAAAUGGGCAAGUGGUAGUGGAUCUCGGGGUGGACACCUACUUUGUGGACUUUCUCAGAGAUGCACCUGAGGCCACAGGUGAGGAGCCUGAAGGCACAGAUUUUGACAUGCCGAAAGUGUACGAGCCCAUCAAAUCUUUUGACAGCCUGAUGGAAAGGUUGAACAUGUUUUUGAGUCAGUACAACGAGAGCAUCCGGGGUGCAGGCAUGGAUAUGGUCUUCUUCAGGGAUGCCAUGAUUCACCUGGUUAAGAUUUCUCGGAUCAUCAGGACCCCUCGGGGAAAUGCCCUCCUGGUCGGUGUAGGGGGGUCUGGAAAGCAGAGUCUGACAAAACUUGCAUCUUUCAUUGCCGGUUACAAGACUUUCCAGAUCACACUCACUCGUUCCUACAACACCUCCAACCUCAUGGAAGACCUGAAGAGCUUGUACAGGACUGCCGGACAGCAGGGCAAAGGCAUCAGCUUCAUCUUCACUGACAACGAGAUCAAGGAUGAGUCCUUCCUGGAGUACAUGAACAACGUCCUGUCAUCCGGAGAGGUGUCCAAUCUGUUUGCUCGUGAUGAAAUUGACGAGAUUCUUAGUGACCUAAUUCCAGUCAUGAAGCGGGAGUUUCCACGACGACCACCCACGAAUGAAAACCUGCAUGAGUAUUUUAUGAGCAGAGUUAAGCAGAACCUUCACGUGGUCCUGUGCUUCUCUCCAGUUGGGGAGAGGUUUCGUAACCGGGCUUUGAAGUUUCCUGCUCUCAUUUCUGGGUGCACCAUGGACUGGUUUAGCCGCUGGCCAAAAGAUGCUCUGAUUGCAGUGUCAGAGCACUUCCUGUCCAUGUAUGACAUAGACUGCACUCCCGAGGUAAAGGGAGAAGUAGUUCAGUGCAUGGGCUCCUUUCAGGAUGGAGUGGCGGAAAAGUGUGCAGAUUAUUUCCAGAGAUAUCGACGUUCCACACACGUCACACCCAAAUCCUACCUGUCCUUCAUCCACGACUACAAAACCAUCUACAAAGAGAAGCAUUCAGAGGUUCAGACUCUCGCCGAAAGGAUGAACACCGGACUCCAGAAACUCAAAGAAGCUGCCGAGUCGGUUACUGUCCUCAGCAAAGAGCUGGAGAUCAAGGAAAAAGAACUUCAGAUAGCUAAUGAAAAGGCAGACAUGGUGUUGAAAGAGGUGACCGUGAAGGCUCAUGCUGCAGAAAAGGUCAAAGUUGAGGUUCAAAAGGUCAAAGAUAAAGCUCAGGCCAUCGUUGACACCAUCUCUGUAGACAAGGCCAUUGCUGAAGAGAAGCUUGAAGCUGCCAGACCUGCUCUGGAGGAGGCAGAGGCCGCACUGCAGACCAUAAAGCCGUCAGAUAUUGCUACGGUGCGAACACUGGGCAGACCACCCCACCUCAUCAUGCGUAUCAUGGACUGUGUGUUGCUGCUCUUCCAGAGGAGGGUGAACACGGUGAAGAUAGAUCCAGAGAAAAAUUGCAUUAUGCCCUCCUGGCAAGAGUCACUCAAACUCAUGACUGCUGGGAACUUCCUGGGCAGUUUACAGCAAUUUCCCAAAGACUCCAUCAAUGAAGAGGUAGUGGAGCUGCUCUAUCCAUACUUUGACAUGGCUGACUAUAACAUUGAAACAGCCAAGAGGGUGUGUGGCAAUGUCGCAGGGCUCUGUUCUUGGACCAAAGCAAUGGCCACCUUCUUCUCUAUCAAUAAAGAAGUGCUUCCUUUGAAGGCUAAUCUGGCAGUGCAGGAGAACAAGCUAGCCAGAGCUAAUGUGGACCUCCAGAUAGCUCAGGCUGAACUGGAUGCUAAACAAGCAGAGCUUGACGUUGUUCAGGCUGAGUAUGAGAAGGCAAUGAUGGAGAAACAGACUCUACUGGAGGAUGCAGAACGGUGUCGACACAAGAUGCAGACGGCCUCUAGUCUUAUCAGCGGGCUGGCAGGAGAGAAGGAGCGUUGGACAGAAUUGAGCAAAGAAUUUGCUGCUCAAACCAAACGUCUUGUUGGUGACGUGCUCCUGGCUACAGCUUUCUUGUCCUACUCUGGACCCUUUAACCAGGAGUUCCGCAACCUCCUUCUCACUGACUGGCAAAGAGAGAUGAAGUCUCGCAGUAUUCCUUUCAGGGCCAAUCUGAACCUCACUGAGAUGUUAAUCGACACUCCAACAGUGAGUGAAUGGAACCUCCAGGGGCUGCCCAAUGAUGACCUGUCAAUCCAGAAUGGGAUUAUUGUCACAAAGGCUGCCAGAUUUCCCCUGCUGAUUGAUCCCCAGACACAGGGAAAGAUGUGGAUCAAGAACAAAGAGUCAAAGAAUGAGCUCCAGAUCACCUCACUGAAUCACAAGUACUUCAGAAACCAUCUAGAGGACAGUUUAUCUCUAGGACGCCCACUACUGAUUGAGGAUGUUGAGGAGGAAUUGGAUCCUGCCCUGGACAAUGUCCUGGAGAAGAACUUCAUCAAGAUGGGAUCCACAUAUAAGGUAAAAGUAGGUGAUAAGGAGGUGGAUGUGAUGAAAGGCUUCCGUCUUUAUGUGACCACCAAGCUUCCCAACCCAGCAUACACACCUGAGAUCAGCGCACGAACAUCCAUCAUCGAUUUCACCGUUACAAUGAGGGGUCUGGAAGAUCAGCUACUGGGUAGAGUCAUCCUCACCGAGAAACAAGAACUGGAGAAGGAGCGCACUGACCUGCUAGAGGAUGUGACAACCAAUAAACGCAAGAUGAAAGAACUGGAAGAUAAUCUACUUUUUAGGCUGACCAGCACGCAGGGCUCGCUGGUGGAUGACGAGAGCCUGAUCACUGUGCUGGGAAACACCAAACGCACUGCUGAGGAGGUCACACAGAAACUCCAGAUUGCUGCAGAGACCGAGAUCCAAAUCAAUGCGGCCCGCGAGGAGUACAGACCUGUUGCCACAAGAGGAAGCAUCUUGUACUUUCUGAUCACAGAGAUGAGCAUGGUGAAUGUGAUGUAUCAGACCUCCUUGCACCAGUUCCUGGGCUUGUUCGACUUUUCCUUGGCCAAGUCAUCAAAGAGUCCAAUUACAGCCAAGAGGAUCGCCAACAUCAUCGAGUACAUGACCUUCGAGGUGCACAAGUAUGCAGCUAGGGGGCUGUAUGAGGAGCACAAGUUUCUUUUCACUCUGCUGCUCACUCUUAAGAUCGAUAUGCAGAGCAACAGAGUCAAACAUGAGGAGUUCCUCACCCUCAUUAAAGGAGGAGCCUCGCUGGACCUAAAGACCUGUCCACCGAAAGCUGCAAAAUGGAUACUGGACAUAACGUGGCUCAACCUGGUGGAACUGAGCAAACUCUGGCAGUUCUCCAACAUUCUAGAUCAGAUUGGCCGUCAUGAGAAACAAUGGAAAAGCUGGUUUGAUCGUGAGGCACCAGAAGAAGAACCGAUCCCAAAUGCAUAUGAUCAGGCUCUGGACUGCUUCAGGCGACUGCUCCUUAUUCGAUCCUGGUGUCCAGAUAGAACCAUUGCUCAGGCACGGAAGUACAUCAUGGACUCGAUGGGGGAGCGGUAUGCUGAGGGGGUGAUUCUGGACCUGGAGAAGACCUGGGAGGAGUCGGACCCCCGCACGCCUCUCAUCUGCUUCCUGUCCAUGGGUUCUGACCCAACAGACUCAAUCAUCGCCCUGGGCAAGCGACAGAAAAUAGAGACGCGUUAUGUUUCCAUGGGACAGGGGCAGGAAGUUCAUGCACGCAAGCUUCUGCAGCACUCCAUGGCUAAUGGAGGAUGGGCUUUAUUGCAGAACUGUCAUUUGGGUCUGGAUUUUAUGGACGAGCUCAUGGACACGAUCACAGAGACAGACAGUGUUCAUGACACCUUCAGACUGUGGAUGACCACUGAAGUCCACAGACACUUUCCUAUCACUCUUCUGCAGAUGUCAAUCAAAUUCACCAACGAGCCUCCACAGGGACUGAAAGCCGGGCUUAAGAGGACUUACGGAGGUAUCAGCCAGGAUCUUCUGGAUGUGAGUAACAUGGUCCAGUGGAGGCCGAUGCUGUAUGGUGUGGCAUUCCUUCAUUCCACUGUCCAAGAGAGGAGAAAGUAUGGACCUUUGGGUUGGAACAUUCCAUAUGAGUUCAACCAAGCGGACUUCAAUGCAACCAUACAGUUUUUUCAGAAUCACCUGGAUGAUAUUGACAUCAAGAAAGGUGUUUCCUGGAACACUGUUCGGUACAUGAUCGGUGAGAUCCAGUAUGGCGGCAGGGUGACUGAUGACUAUGACAAGCGUCUCUUGAACACGUUUGCGAAGGUGUGGUUCAGCGAGAACAUGUUCAGCCCUGAUUUCAACUUUUACAAGGGCUACAGCAUUCCCAGAUGCAGUAGUGUGGAUCAGUACCUCCAAUACAUUCAGGGUCUCCCUACAUACGACACCCCUGAGGUGUUCGGGCUCCACCCCAAUGCAGACAUCACCUACCAGAGCAAACUCGCUAAGGACGUACUAGACACCAUCCUGAGUAUCCAACCAAAGGACAGCUCCAGUGGGGGUGGAGAGACCAGGGAGGCGAUCGUGGGCCGGCUGGCAGAUGACAUGCUGGAGAAACUGCCUCCAGAUUUUGGUCCAUUUGAGGUGAGAGAGAGACUGAUGAGCAUGGGUCCCCUUCAGCCCAUGAACAUCUUCCUGCGGCAGGAAAUUGAUCGCAUGCAGAGAGUGAUUGUGCUGGUAAGGAACACACUAAGCGACCUGAAGCUGGCCAUUGAUGGAACCAUCAUCAUGAGCGAGAAUCUGCGAGAUGCACUGGACUGCAUGUACGACGCUCGAAUACCCGCACGCUGGGAAAAGGCCUCCUGGGCUUCCACUACACUGGGGUUCUGGUUCACAGAAUUGCUGGAGCGGAACCGGCAGUUCCACUUAUGGAUCUUUGAGGGACGACCAAACUGCUUCUGGAUGACAGGCUUCUUCAACCCGCAGGGCUUCCUGACAGCAAUGAGACAGGAGAUCACUCGUGCUAGCAAGGGGUGUGCGUUGGACCGGAUGGUUCUGUGUAAUGAAGUCACUAAAUGGAUGAAGGAUGACAUCACACAGCCACCUGCAGAGGGGGUGUACGUCUACGGUCUCUAUUUAGAAGGGGCCGGCUGGGACCGCAGGAACUGCAAGCUCAUUGACUCCAAACCCAAAGUUCUGUUUGAAAUGAUGCCUGUGAUCAGGAUGUAUGCUGAAAACAAUGGUGUCAAAGAUUCUCGCUUGUACUCAAGUCCAAUAUACAAGAAACCUGUUAGAACGGAUUUGAACUACAUCGCAGCUGUUGACCUGAAAACAAGUCACCCUCCAGAGUAUUGGAUUCUUCGAGGAGUCGCCCUUCUGUGCGAUGUCAAAUAAUCCACACAGUUGUCUUUAAAAUUACACCAUUAGAAUAUGCGCAUGUAGAUGUACCCCUUUUGAUCUUUUUCUGUAUUUUCAAACUAAAAAUUUUAAUUCUUAAGAUGCUUAAAAUAAAUGUUUUGGAAUUGAUAUUAAAUUCAAUAAAAAAAAUUGU